Molecule: messenger RNA, 1553 nt
Organism: Dermacentor andersoni
Lineage: Eukaryota; Metazoa; Arthropoda; Arachnida; Ixodida; Ixodidae
Product: retinol dehydrogenase 7-like
Biological process (GO): steroid metabolic process
Cellular component (GO): intracellular membrane-bounded organelle
Molecular function (GO): oxidoreductase activity
Source: RefSeq, a predicted model, not a curated record
GACUCAAGGACGCCUGGUACCGCAUCCUGCCAAACGGGGUGGAGUAGCGCGGCACUUCGUCACAACGAUCAGGCACCGGCCAUGAAGGUUUCCUGGGUUUUGUUCAUCGCUCUGACUGCAGUGCUGUGGUACCUGUGGCCACAGCUUCCGCUCCUUCCGGGCAUUGCCCACAGUCUCGGUUCCCUGAUGGUGAUGAUGUGUGCGAGUUAUUUUCUCGCAAAAUACCUCUGGGCAAUCGCUGGCGGCCGCCUGGUGAGCGGAUAUGGGAAGGCAGUGCUUAUCACCGGUUGCGACACGGGUUUCGGACAUCUGUUGGCUAAAUUCCUGGCCCGGGACGGCUUUCUCGUCUUCGCUGGCUGCCUGGACGCUAACGGGGAAGGAGCGACGUCGCUCAAAAAGCUGGCUAACGUCAAAGUCCUCCAGAUGGACGUCACAAAAGACGCCGAAAUUGACGGGGCUCACCGUGCGGUGAGAGAAGAGCUUGGAACACGCAAGCUCUGGGCCGUAGUGUGCAACGCUGCAAUAAUGAACAGCGGCCUCAUCGAAUGGCUGACGAUGGCGAGCAUCACUCGCAUCUUUGACGUCAACGUGUUCGGUGUGGUGCGCGUGGUCAAGAAGUUCCUGCCGAUGCUCAAGGAGAACAAGGGUCGAGCAGUCAUCGUCACGAGCAAUCUCUCGCAUUUCACGCUGCCAUUCACAACGCCUUACGCUAUGACGAAGCACGCGGUGCUGUCUCUGGUGGAUGGUCUGAGGAGAGAGACUUAUGGGAAAGGAGUCGACAUUGUCGCCGUCGAACCACUCACCUACAGGUCCAAGGUUACCGAAGCCGUAGGCUCCCUCGAUGCCGUCGAGAAGGAAUUCAAGAGUCAACCUGCCGAAGUAAUGGCUGGCUACAACGCGCAAGAACUCCACGACUGGACCCGCUCAAUGAAGGCACUCUACGAGUGGAGGAUUAAAGACGACAUCGAAGAGCUGGUCGACCAAAUGGUCCUGGCUGUCAGGGAGAAGCAUCCGAAAACGCGAUACCGGACGAUGGCCAUCUUUGACUACGCAUGGGUAACUUGCCUGAGGACGUUACCGGCCGAGGUGGUGGACCUUAUUUUACUAUGGUCGAGACGGAUGGCGUUGUGGAAGAAGUGAGCCGGUGAACAUACCGGCCUGCGUUUGUGCCUUUAUGGUGGUGCUUGUGUCCGCAAGACUUUAGCUUGUGCAAUCGCAGUGAAUUGAGUGUGCUGGUUCGCGCUGACUGAUGGAACUCUUCGUGGCAGUGAAGGGUCGGUACCUUUUCGGCACAAUCUUCCAUCUCCGACUUCAUCGUUUCGACAAUUCACAAUAACCCUUUGUUGACAUCACGGGCUCAUUCGUCACACAUGCCGGCGCCACAAAUGGAGGCGCGCAAGAAUUUUUGUUUUCCCGUCAACGAACUGAAGGUGUUGCAGUGGAAUCUGAAAUUUCCCAACGUGUCAUGUUUUGUCUCGCAUUUUAAAAUGAGUUUGAAGUUACCAUGUGGAGAGAAUGUAAAGUGUUGAUUGAUUGAAACGCUUUACUCAGAA